ACCACUGUGCCACAACGGGAACUCCAAACUUUGAUCCUAACAGAUGAAAUUUGGAGGGUUAUUUGGUCGGCCUCUCUGGUAACGGUGUCCACUCGUGUGAGGGGUGUGUGUGUGGGGGGGGAUGUGGGUGCACCUGGGCUGAGGAGAGCAGGUAAAGGGACCCAGGUGAAGGGAGUCUGGAUGUGGAGGAAAGAGAGUCUGAGGAAGGAGUCCCAAAGGAAGACGGGGCUGGUCUCCCAGACUACAGGUGUCAGGCUACCAAGGAGUCACCAGAGGCCAGCAGACCAGGUAGGGUCCUGCCAGCUGGUGCUCAAACUGGGCUCAGUGGAUGAUCAUACAUCGGACAAGAGAGAGAAAGGCCAGAAACGUAAACAUAGGAGGUCAAGUCAGAAGACCACGGCGAGACAGCUGUGCUUCCAGAGACCCAGAGAUGUCACUUCCUUCUAUCCGUCCAUCUAUCCAUCCCUCCAUCCAUCUUCCCACCCACCUGCACAGAGGUAAUCCCAGCCUGCGGAGGAAGGGAGCUCAUCAAUCCCUGGCCGAGACCCAAGGGCAGCUCCAAGGCCAGGGAGGGGAAGUGACCAAGCAGAGUCGGGCAAGCUCUGGCCUAGAAGCCAAGAGCCUGGUUCUCUUGGCCCUGCCACUGACCAGCUGUGGUCGUGUGGCUUGACCAUUCUGGAUCUCAGUCUCCUCACCUGUCAAAUGGGGACAGUUGGACCAGAGGAUGGUGGGGGCUUUCCUGUUCUGACAUUCCAUGGCUGACCCUUUAGCCCCUGAUGUCACAAUAUCGAGUCGGAUCGUGAUUGGCCCCUAGCCUCACCCGGCUCUGCUGUUCUCUUGGUCAUGGGCACAAGAUGGACUUGCCCUGGACCUUCCCUACUUGUGCUCUUCUGUUAUGGGCAGCUCUUGCCAUGGCUCAGGGCCAAGGUGGGGUUGGGACCCGAAGGAGCAUGGGACUGGGCCAGGGGACCAGGCCGGGGCAGGCCCCUGCCAGGACAGCACGAUGCCCAUCUCCUUCUCCACAGACGAGCUCUACAGUGAGACCGUGGCAAAGGCCUUCCUGCAGUUUUACGAGCGUACAGCCCAGGUUGUGUGGAACCAGUUCAUGGAGGCGACCUGGAACUAUGUCACCAACAUCACCAAUAAAAAUCGAGAGGAGAUGCUGCGCAAGGACGUGGAGCGGUCCCAGCACACGCUGUACUUUGGCACCCGGGCCCGUCUGUUUAAGAUCGACGACUUCCAGGACCCGGACGUGAGGCGCAUGCUGAGUAAGCUGCAGAACCUAUGCAAGGCGGCCCUGCCCGAGGACGAGCUCCGGGAGUACAACCAGAUUCUGGCCUACAUGGAGACCACGUACAGCAUGGCCCAGGUGUGCCUGAACGAGGGGCCCUGCCUGCCCCUGGAACCUGACCUCGAGGAAGUCAUGGCCACCUCCCGGGACCAGAAGGAGCUGCUGUGGGCCUGGCAGGGCUGGCGGGAUGCUGUGGGGCGCCAGCUCCGCAUGACCUUCGAGCGCUACGUUCAGCUCAGCAACAAGGCUGCGGAGCUCAAUGGUUACGAAGACAUGGGGGCCAUGUGGCGAUCCGUGUAUGAGUCCGACACACUGGAGCAGGACGUGGAGCAGCUUUACGAGGAGCUGCAGCCACUCUACCUGAACCUGCACGCCUACGUGCGCCGGGGGCUCUACCGCUUCUACGGGCCCCAGCUCAUCGACCCAAGGGGGCCCAUCCCUGCCCACAUCCUGGGGAACAUGUGGGCCCAGUCCUGGGUCAGCAUCCUAGACCUGGUCCUGCCCUUCCCAGAGAAGCCCCCUGAGGACAUCACGAAGAUCAUGAAAGGCCAGCACUGGAAGCCGGAGAAAAUGUUCCAAGAGGCUGAAAAGUUCUUCACCUCCCUGGGGCUGCUUUCCACCCCUCCUGAGUUCUGGAAAAACUCCAUGAUGGAAAGGCCAACAGACGGGCGGGAGGUGGAGUGCCACGCAUCGGCCUGGGACUUCUACAACGGCGAGGACUUCAGGAUAAAGAAGUGCACGGAGGUGACCAUAGAAGACCUGCUCUCCAUCUUCCACCAGAUGGGCCAUAUCCAGUACUUCCUGCAGUAUAAGAACCUCUCUGUGAUCUUCCGCGCAGGCGCCAACCCAGCCUUUGAAGAGGCCGUGGGGUCGGUGAUCACCCUCUCGGCCUCGUCCCACAAGCACCUGCUUAACAGAGGCCUGCUCAGCCACCAGCACCAGGACGAAGAGGAGGAGGUCAAUUUCCUGAUGAGCAUGGCCCUGGAGAAGAUCGCCUUCAUCCCCUUCGCUUACCUCAUGGACCGGUUUCGCUGGAAGGUCUUUGACGGCACCAUCCGGAAGGCCGUCUACAACCAGGAGUGGUGGAACCUCAGGCUGAAGUACCAGGGCCUGUGCCCCCCUGUCCCUCGGACAGAGGACGACUUUGAUCCAGGCGCCAAGUUCCACGUCUCUGCCAGCAUGCCCUACAUACGGUACUUCCUCAGCCUCAUGCUCCAGUUCCAGAUCCACGAGGCACUCUGCAAGGCCUCGGGCCACGUGGGACCCCUGCACCGCUGUGACAUCUAUAACUCGAAGAAGGCUGGGAAGCUCCUGGCGGAUGUCCUAAAGCUGGGCUCCAGCAAGCCCUGGCCAGAGGUCCUGCAGAAGAUAACUGGGGAGACCAAGGUGUCUACAAAGGCCAUCAUGACCUACUUCAAGCCCCUGCUGAACUGGCUGGUCACUGAGAAUGUACGGCAUGGGGAGAUCCUGGGCUGGCCAGACUUCAGCUGUUCCUUGGAACAAUCCUUUGACAAAGAAACAGACAGGGCAGCAUUCCUGGGUCUGGAACUGAACCCUGACCAGGCCAAAUCCGGGCAGUGGGUGUUGCUGGCCCUGAGCUUUGUCAUGUUACUCGUGGUCCUGCUGCUGGCCUACAAACUGUACACCCUGGAAAAAAAGUCACUGGCCCAAGAUACCAGCGCACGGGACACAAGUGUGCAGGACACCAGUACACAGGAUAACAGUGUACACGUGCCACCACCCAAAGCCUACUUCCUGGGCACAGCCAUGGAGCCCCACCAAGUUGUCAGAAGACAGUGGAUGCUGCUGGGCCUCUGUCUCAUCCUGAUGCUGUGCUCAGUUGGCCUGAUCAUUCGGAUUUUCACGCAGCACAGCUGGAAGCCUCCGUGGAUGAGAGAUGAAUGGUGGAGCUGGGACUAAGACACCGCGUGACUGCCAGCCUGCCCCCCUCACACUCAGGGACAGCCAGGACAACUCUGCCCCCCAGGAGGCCACACUUGCUGCCCUUCCAUCCCCCAGCCACAGUGGCCAAUGAGGCCUCCAUCAGGCAUUGUGGCUCUGCGUGGCAAAGGCACAUCCAGCCCAGGACUCCAAGCCUCUCACCUGGACUCCAGCAAAAACCUCUCUGAGCCUCCUUGUCCAACCUCCCUCCCCCACCCGCCACUGUAGUUCCUUUCACUGGAAUGUUUCUUUCAUGUCUAACUGCUUAAGAACGUGGU
This is a messenger RNA of Phacochoerus africanus (Common warthog), 3510 nucleotides long. RefSeq names its product angiotensin-converting enzyme-like protein Ace3. NCBI's taxonomy places the organism in Eukaryota, Metazoa, Chordata, Mammalia, Artiodactyla, Suidae. Gene Ontology annotation, molecular function: metallopeptidase activity; peptidyl-dipeptidase activity. Gene Ontology annotation, cellular component: plasma membrane. Gene Ontology annotation, biological process: proteolysis. The transcript is spliced from 14 exons. The record is from RefSeq and is a predicted model, not a curated record. The coding region runs from base 896 to 3211 and encodes 771 amino acids.